GUGCAAGUGUCCUUUUGUAGCAGAUAAAACACAGAGAAACAACUAAAUACCAGCCUGGCAGUCACACUUGAUUAUUUAUGUUUUUUAAUGGUAAUUAUAUUAAAAAUAUUUUACAGCAGUCCCUAAAACAGUCUGAAAACGCCCCUAAAACAGUCUGAAAACGCCCCUGAAGGGUCCUCUCUGUAUGUUGUCAUGAACCAGAUCAUCAUUCAAAAGUUGAGUCUGGUGGAAAUCUGGUCUGUGAGUCUCAGAUCUGGCUGUCAUGACCAGGACAUGCUAACAUGCUAACAGCUAAACUCCUCAGACUGCGGCCUGUUGUCCGUAGAUGCUGACAGGUGUGCUGAGCGCCGCCUCCAUGUCACUUUUAUUUCCUCGCCGUCCUGUUCAUGAUGGCAAAAUCAAAAUGGAGGCUUAAGUUAUUAAAACUGAGCAGCUUUAAUCAUUGGCUGCUGAAAUUCAAGGUUGGAGCAGCGGCGAGGAUUAACGUCCUUUAAAGCACAAAGCUUCAUUUCCACGCCAGCCUGCUGUCACUGCCCCUCGCUCGCCCUCGCCCUCUCUCUCUCAGCUGAUCCUCUCAUUUCAUCUCUCUGAUGUUGCCCUCUGCUGUCUUUUGCUCUUUCUCUUCUCGACCAGCUGUCUGUCCCUCGCCGGUCAUCGCUGCCUUUUCCUCGCCGUCUCUUCCUUCUCUGGAUCUUGGCGAGAUAUGAAGCGGCACCAUGGGUUUUAUGGAAUUCUACCUGGAGAUUGACCCCGUCACCCUCAACCUCAUCAUCCUGGUCGCCAGCUAUGUCAUCCUGCUCCUGGUCUUCCUCAUCUCCUGUAUCCUCUACGACUGCCGGGGCAAAGACCCCACCAAAGAGUACGCCCCUGAUAACACGCUGGCGCCGCCCAGCCAGUCGCCCAUACGCCUGGUGGUCAUGCAGAACUCGCCCGCCUCCUCCCGCUAUGAACCCAACAACACGGCCGGACACGAGCUGCAGACGCCAGAUCUGAGCAGGGACAGAGGUGAGAGGGAUCGGGAGAGGGAGCGAGAGAGGGAGCGAGAGCGAGAGAAGAGGAGCACCCUGGUCUAGAGACGAGGACGGGGAUGAGGAUGGAGGACCGCCAUGAAAUGCUGCGUUUUCACGUUCAACUCUUAUUCUACUGUGGACUCUGUUUUUGACCUUUAACCCCCCUGGAUGGCGGGCUGCAGAAGAGCUCAGCAGGAGGUAAGAAGCAAGAAGGGCGGAUCACAACAACAUUUCAAAAACUACGCCUACCUGAGGCGGACCCAACCCAAGUAAAACCCCUACCUGAACUGGACCCCUCCUGAGUAAAACCUCGACCUAAGCCGCACCCUCCAACCCCCAAAAACCCUUACGUCACAGCAGACAUCUUUAGCAAUUAUAAGACAAAUAUAAAAUGACUAAAAUCAUUUAAGAUGACUAACUUAAAAAGACUUAAAAUCACUAAAAUCACUUAAAAUUACCAUAAUCACUUGAAAUUAGUAACUUCAAAUGACUAACUUAAAAUAACUUAAAAUGACUAAAAUCGCUUAAAUUCACCAAAAUCACUUCAAAUGGAUAAUCUAAUAUGAGUAUCUUAAAAUGACUCAAAAUCACUUAAAAUUACUUCAAAUGACUAGUCACUUAAAAUGACCAAAAUCACUUCAAAUGAUCAAAAUCACUUCGAAUGAAUAAUUUAAAAUGACUAACUUAAAAUGACUUAAAAUGACUCAAAUGACUUAAAAUGAAUAACUUAAAAUGACUAAAAUCAUUUAUGACUAACUUAAAAUGACUAAAAUCACUUAAAAAUAACUGUGUGUGUGUGUGUGUGUGUGUGUGUGUGUGUGUGUGUGUGUGAGUGAUUUAUGCUUAGUCCUAAACAUACUCAUACUUUAACGAUGUAGGACUGAGCAUAAAUAUUAGUUAAUGAAGUAAUUCUUUCAUUGUUUUUAUACUAAUUUGAUCUUUUUUUAAAGAACUUUUUUUGAACAAUGAUUGAAAAUUGACCCUGUCAUGACACACACUGGUGUUCUUAUCUACAGUGCACACAGGGACUAAGGUUAAAAUUGGGGCCCUGUGAAUUAUGGGGACUUCUGCUUUGUGGUUAUAGUUGGCAAAACCUUACUGUGAAAGUCAUUUAAUUAACUUUACUGGUUUUACCCAUUUAACUCAAUCUUGUCUGUAUUUACAAAAACUGAUAGCCUCCUGACCUUCUGAGAGCCAAGUCCACUGUGGGGACCCUGGACAAAAACAAAAACAGGACCUUGUGUCUUAUGGGGACAGCUGCAGUUUAAAGACUCUGAAGACGGUUCUUUUUUUGACACAUAUGAUCAGAGUUUUCUGUCAAAGUCUAAUCGUGGUGUAAUGAACCUUUAAACAAGCAAAGAAUACCAAAGAAAAAAAAGGAUUAUUAUGAACUGACUUUGGUGAAUGCAAAAGUAUAUUACAGACUGUAUUUAGACACAAACACAGUCAUUUUAAAUAUGAAUAUCUGUGUGUUGAAGGUCACUGUGUGUCCUAAACAUCUGUUCAUACAUGCACUGUGUCGUGCCAGAGUCUGUAGGCUGCAGAUAUAAUCCACUGUGCAUUAACAAAUGUAUGGAAAUCAAUUAAGGCAGAUAUGUGUCUGAGUUUGUGGCACGGAUCAAGGCCAUUGUCACAACACUGGUUCUGAGCAGCUGAUUGGAUGGAGCUUUCGGUUAUAAUCAGAUUAACAGUAAAUAAAACCUGAUUAAGUUGUCUCUGCAGAUGGUUGUUGACCUCUAAACACCAAAUGAAAAAUAUGAUUAUGUUUUUAUAAAGUUCACACAGUUUGUGAAGAUGUUUGUCAGCUCCUGGUGAUGCUUUUCUCUCUUCAUUAAAGUGGAAUUCAUUGCUGAAAGUUCGGCCAGAAAACUCUGAAUUAUGAUCUGGUUUAAACUUUCCUUAAAGUUUUUCCAACAAGUUCAAACUUACAGUAUGUUGCUGUAAACACGGCUGCAUAAUAAAAGAUACUUUAUGAAAGUGGAUCUACUUUCAUAGAAACAGGAAGGAAAUGUGGUUUUAACAUUUCUUUUAAACCAUUUCAUGUCAUGCACGUGAAGUUUUAGUCGAAACCCUGUUCCUGCUCAAACUCACGGUUUCUAGAGGCAAUAUCAUCGGGACUUCCUUAAAAGAACAAACUAAAACUUUAACUUUUUUUUAGGGUGUAGACUUGGUAUGAAAAAUAUCACCAAUUACAUGAUCAAAUAUGUAAAAUUAAAGCUAUUUUAUCCUCAAAGUCAUGACCAUUUUAAGUUACAACUCCUUAAAAUUCCUCUGGAAAAAUGUAGGGCCUUUCUUUGAGACCCUGUUAAAGUUUACUAGGUGACAGAUAUUACAGACAGAACGCAGAACUAGGGAAGGGGAAACGGUUUCCUUCCUUUAAAAGUCUGAGGUUAGUUUGAGAUAUAAAGAUCUGAGGUAGAAAGGCAGGAAUCUAGCUUAGAUUGCAUCUGUGUUGCACGUCUUUAAAAUACUGUAAUCAUGGUGAAAACUUGUUUGACCUUCGUUUAGAUAGUCGACUUUCAGAGCUAACCCACGCUCUGUGCUCCACCUGUCAGCAGACUAGGUUUUUGGCUAAAAUCUUUUAAUGGGUCAUCGGCACAGAGAGGCGGACAUCUUUGAACAUAGACACUGAUGAUUAGUGUAAUAAUGGAAAAAGACCAACUUGACUGACAUUAUCCCUUCAAGGUCUGUCAGUAUCAGUAGUAGACAGAAAUGUCCACUCCAAUCUCCUCUUUCCUUCCCUGAUCUCACCUCCAUUAACACCUCUAAGUAGAGAAAGAGUUAACCCAGUUAUCACACCUCCAAAUGUCAGACAAGAUGGAGCAGGGGAGUAAAUAUUAGGGCUUGAAAUGACUCGAGGUAAUCACCGAGGGUUAAGAUAGAAGUCCCUUUGUCAGACAGGAACCUUCAACCAAACUCGAGAACUUUGGUUUCCCUCCUGAAAGUCGUUCACCUGCAUGUCAAUAACUGGUGCGAAUCAGACCAUCAGACCAUCAGACCAUCAGACCCAGACUCUGUUGACUCCCCUCCCCCUCAAACCCUGGAAUCUGAGGUCCCAGACUGUAAGCUCCUCGUCCCGCUGUAUGGCGCUCUGAACCGGCCCGUAAAUCCUCUGUCAGACCCCUCCCCCUCCCUGCAUCACUGAGAUGAAUUCAGCUGACAUUAUAAACCCUCAGAGGACAGGAAGUAAUGAAUGAAUGAAUGAAUGGAUGGACGGACAUGUGCUCGUCACUCAUCCCUUUGACGUAUGCUGGGCCGACAGAGGGUUACGGUCCACACGUGUGGCGAGCAGCAGAUGUUGGCGUUAACGCAGAUUUGAUGGAUGGUGUUAAAAGAAGCUGAUUGAGAAACUCAGCUGAUGUUUGUUUGGAGGGAAAUCCUCCACAACACUGUUUAUCUAAUGUAGAAAUACAGUUUACACUCCUAAUGGCCUUAACGUAUGUUUCAUUAACCAUCUGUGCCGGGGCGGAGGUCAUGUGACACCAUCACGCUGAUAUCUGCACACAGCUGAGCACAAAGUAAAGCCAGCAGAGAGGAAUCUCGAUGAUCUGAAGGUCAUUUUUCAGGUUUUCAAACUGCAAUUCACCAAAAUCUCAUCAAAGACCUUUACACCGAAUCAGAAAGAUGGAAGAAUCUGACCUCAACGUUAGCAUGAGCUGGAAAUGGAGGACGGUGUUUCAUCGGCAUAGAGAGGAAGUCAGAAUGUCGAGAGGUCUCAGUCAGGCUAAAGAUGAUCGCUGAGAGGUAAAACAGAGUGGACCCAGGAUCGACCCCUGUGGGACCCCACAUACAGGAGGAAGAGAUCUAGCUGCUCAGAUAAAAACAUUUUACCCCCAAUUUUCACCACAUCCGGAACGGCCAAUUACUACCAGAUCCAUUUGAGAGGUUAAUUUUGUGGCAGGUUACAGACAGCAGGAAUCGCGAGAACUCACAAGAACCCACGGAUUCACGUUCAAUCAUGCAAUAAUGAGUUGUCUCUAUAAAUACAGACACAUAGACAUAUAAGCAGUAGAUUGUGUCCUUCCAGAGGAGGAAAUCUACUUCUAGACUUCUAGAAUCAGCAUCUCCUCAUCCAUGGUGUCAUCGGGGUGAAAUGACGUCUAAAAACCUUUCACUUGUUCGUCUCCGCCCACGUUUGCCAUCCUGGAUGCGGUGGAAAUUGGGGGUUACGGUCCGAUAAGUUUGAAGGAACCAUUUCAUCAAGAACCAGAGCCGGCUCGUUUCACAGUCAACGAAGUAAAUCGACCGUGUCAAAAGGAGGCCGCAAAAACCCUCGAACCCGGGACUGAGGAGAGCUGUGAUCCUGACUUUACAAACAGACUCUCUUCACAGUUCAUACAUGACAUCCGUGACGAGAGACAAACUCAUGAAAUCGUCUGAACAUUUGUUGGAGGUUUCCUUGAGUUAGAAGGUGAAACAAGAAAAUACUCAUUUGCAGAAACAAAGUAAGCUAACUGUUUUUUUUUAUGUUUCCUCAGGGUUUUGGUCGGCGUGCUGCAAAUCCUGAAGCCCCAUAAAUCCCAUCAUCGACCUCCAUCAUAAAACUGUUCAUUGUGGACCCUGGGAAGGACUAAAGAGGCUGAUGAGGACUCAAAGAUGUCCAGCAGGUCUCACCUCAGCCGGAUCUCUGAGGUGCGAAUAUCCUGGAGGACAGUCGAGACAUUUUAAUCCUGACUCCGGACUGGACUGGUGUCCCCGGACUUUGAGUUUGAGGUCUCACGUCUGCUGGACAACAGAGAGGAGAUUCAGAGGAAACUGCCGUGAGAACUGACUAAAGAUGGCAUCAACUUAGACUUAACAGUGGACUUCACACCCUGACUUUUUAUUUAACUUAAACUGAGCUGGACGUGGACUUUUCUAACACUGUACUGUCAGUGAGAACAACAUGUGAUCCUAUCACGACUUUUGUAACAGUCCAGAAAUCUGAGAUUACGUUAAAAGUGUUGACUGGACUAUUUAAGCGAGUCUUUAGAGAAAUGAGAAUCAGAAAACCAAAGGUGGUCUGUUAGAGGAUCCACAGACCCUGAAGUCCAGUUUGUUGGUACCAGGCCUUUAUUUGAAGUAGGCUUAUAUUACAGGGUCUUUAGAUCAGAUUCUCUCUGAACAAAAACAGGAUCACACACUCAGUCAGCUCUUCUAGAUGUUUUCUAAUUCACAAAACAUGAACAAAGGGUUAAAUGCACCACAAACUGCACCACUGGAUCUGGUUUUGUCUCCUGUUAGAUCAUGUUUUAGCGCCAUGGGACCAGUUCCUGUGAUGAGCUGGUCCGUCAGAUGUGGUCUAACGUCAGAACGCCGUUAGGGCGAGCGGAUUAAGCGCCUUUCUCGGGCUGAAUCUGGUGGUCGGCGUUAUGAGCAGUGGUUACUGUGCACAUUUGUGCAGCCGGCUUAAUCUCACUUCCUUCCUAAAAUUGACAAAAUCCUCUCCGACCAAAAGACUCUCGCCUCCCACGUCAGGUCCUCCCCGCUCGCUGAUUGGUUCUGGCACCACCGACAGAUGAUCCAACCCCGGGUCUUUAGCGGACUCGUGCCACCGCGGCCUGAACCAGGACAAAUCCUCUUACGUAAAACAGCCGGCCAGCUGAGCAGCCCACCAAUGGCUGCGGCUCAUCCAUAAUAUGAAUUGCACAAUUACCCCCCCCUUCAUAUUUCAUGUCUGUGGAUUAAAUGCUGACGGCGGCCGAGUAUUAGGAGCCUGUGUUAUGUAUUUGUUUUUGCCCUGUGCUGUUUUUUUGUCCAUCGGGAAGGUUACGUAAACUUCAGGUCGUCAACGGGCGGAGAUGUGGCGGUGUUCAGACCGACCUGACGGCUCAUCUGAUGCCCACAUGUGUCUGAGGGUGAAGACACGCCGAAGACAGGACAAAAAACUGUAACAGUCAGUGAGGUGGUCUUUGGACGGCUGAACCUCCUACUAAAGACCUGAAAACAGUGAAGACCACCAGCUCAGAAAGUUCCUGAAGUGUCGCUGAAAAGGACCAAACUGUGUUUCCCUCAGAAAUGUAAAUACAGACUGUAAAUAAAUCAUAACUUAUUGUCCUGAUUGUAAAAUGUGUCAUAAAUAAAGACGACGUACACAUCA
Xyrichtys novacula (pearly razorfish) is the source of this 7089-nucleotide messenger RNA. Lineage: Eukaryota; Metazoa; Chordata; Actinopteri; Labriformes; Labridae. The record is from the annotation of a GenBank genome assembly.